GAACACAUUGCACAAACACGAUUCUCAGGCUGUUGUCCAACAUGGCUGAAGCUGUCAAGGAACCGCUGUAUUUUGAUCAAAGUAUAGACGAAAGCAAGAUAGAAUCGGCUGGAUUUGAAGCCCUGAAAAAGGUGCGACCACAGUGGGAUCCGACAGGUGUAAAAUCAAAGGUUUUAAGUGGUGGAAUUACUAAUAAGUUAGUGUGUUUUUAUGAAGAUGGAAAAUUUGGGGAAGACACAAUUGUUAUCAGAGUUUAUGGACAAAAAACUGAUUUGAUCAUUGACCGAGAUUCCGAGAAGAAAAACAUGAUUGUCUUAUCAAAGGAAGACAUUUGUCCACCCUUGUAUGCUGUCUUCAAAAAUGCUCUAAUGUACGGAUUUGCUUCUGGUCAAGUUCUGGACGAGAAGACAGUUCGGGAUACACAUAUUGGAAAGUUAGUUGCAAAAGAACUGGUGAAACUCCAGCUGGUGAAAUCCUCCGAGAGAACUGAUGGAUCAAAGCCAAGGAGUGAAUUGUUUGAUAAACUUGAUGAUUGGAUCAGUAAAAUGCCAGAAAAGUUUGAUGAUCCAGUAAAACAAGAAAAAUUCUCAAGGCAUAUAAAACCACGGUCAGUACUGCAGAGUGAGGUAGCUAUACUAAAGGAACACCUUGGAGCCAUGGAAUGUCCGAUUGUGUAUGCCCACAAUGACCUCCUGGUGGGAAAUGUGAUAUUCAACGAAAAAUCUGACAAAGUGACCUUCAUCGACCAUGAGUAUGGAAUGUUUAACUAUCAGCCCUUUGACAUUGGGAAUCACUUCUGCGAGUUUGCAGGGAUAGAGGAAGUGGACUACAAUCUCUACCCAGACAAGGAAUUCCAGAUGGGAUGGCUUCGUUCCUAUCUACAGGCCUGGAACCAGGCACAGGGCAAAUCAACUGAUGUACCACAGUCGGAACUAGAAACAUUUUAUGUUUACGUCAACAAAUGUGCCGUGACUGCGCAUUUCUUCUGGGGAGUUUGGGCCAUCAUACAAUCCAAGUAUUCUACCAUUGAUUUUGAUUACCUCGAGUAUGCUGUGAUACGAUUUGGUGAAUACUUCAGAAGAAAAGAGGAAUUUCUAUCAUUAGAAGUACCAAGCAAAUAAAUGGAUUUUCCUGAAGAUUUGGUGGAUGGUUGAUCAAGAUGCUUUGGGAUGGAAUCCAAUGCACUACCUCACUUGCUUGGCAGAUAAUUCUAGGAGACACACUGUUAGAUUAUACUUCUAUAAUGACAUUUUAUUAUAUGCUCAAUUGUAGUUUUUUAUUGAAAUAUAUUUUUUAACUCACAGAGUAUUGGGACAGCAUCAAUGAUUUUUUGUGCCUAUAUUUCCAUUUGAUAACCAUCUUUAGGUGAAG
Pecten maximus is the source of this 1371-nucleotide messenger RNA. Its product is annotated as ethanolamine kinase 1-like. Lineage: Eukaryota; Metazoa; Mollusca; Bivalvia; Pectinida; Pectinidae. The record is from RefSeq and is a predicted model, not a curated record. The transcript is spliced from 9 exons. The coding region runs from base 42 to 1121 and encodes 359 amino acids. Gene Ontology annotation, cellular component: cytoplasm. Gene Ontology annotation, molecular function: ethanolamine kinase activity. Gene Ontology annotation, biological process: phosphatidylethanolamine biosynthetic process.